Molecule: messenger RNA, 1002 nt
Organism: Echinococcus granulosus
Lineage: Eukaryota; Metazoa; Platyhelminthes; Cestoda; Cyclophyllidea; Taeniidae
Product: Calcium-binding mitochondrial carrier protein SCaMC-1
Exons: 4
Coding region: 1-1002 (333 amino acids)
Biological process (GO): transmembrane transport
Molecular function (GO): ATP transmembrane transporter activity
Source: RefSeq, a predicted model, not a curated record
AUGGGUGAGCUCGAAAAAUGUACGGAAAAGGUGGGUGGCCACUACAGAGGCCUCUCGCCCAUCGUGAUCGCAGCUCGCUCUUCCAACACUUUUGUUACUCCCUCGGGCACCGUCCUCUCCCGCAAGUCCGUUGACAGGAGGCGCUACUUUGCCGGCUUCCUGGCCGGCUGUGUCUCACGCACAUGCACUGCGCCCAUCGACAGGCUCAAGGUUCUACGCCAAGCCGCGACACCCGAAAUCGCUGGCCUAAAUAUGUAUAAAAGUUUUAGAGCAUUAAUAGCAGACGGAGGCUUGUUCUCACUGUGGCGGGGCAACGGUGUAAAUGUGCUGAAGAAUGGACCCGAAACCGCCUUGCGCUUCGGUUUUCAUGGCAAACUAAAGGAUAUCCUCUUUCCAGAGGCAAAAGAGUUGCAUCCCUCACAACGACUUUUCGUCGCUAGCUUGGCUGGCGCUUGGUCCCUCACUCUCACAUAUCCCAUGGAGGUGAUGAAGACUCGCAUGGCGUUGCGUAAGACGGAUGAUUCAAACUCGAUCAUCGCCUGUAUGAAGACAGUCUAUAGUCAAGGUGGUCUGCGCAGUUUCUACCGUGGUUAUGCGAUUAGCAUGCUCAGUUAUGUUCCCUACGCCGGAUUGGAACUAUCGUUUUUCGAGCUUUUCAAACGUAGCUAUGUGGAAUACUUCCAUGGCUACCGUCCAGGUGAGCCAAUGCCUCAUCUCGCAAAGCCAGUAGCGAUAAGCCUUAUCAUCUGUUCCUCCUCCAUUCCACUGCUCAUUGUUUAUCCUGCAAACCUAAUGCGCACCCGCUUCCAGGCCAACACCAACUUUAUACCACCCAGCAUCCUCAACAUGUUCCAAGCCAUUCUCAAAGCGGACGGCCUCUCCGGCCUCUACCGGGGCUUCUUAACCAGUCUCUCCAAAACUCUCCCCUCUGUCACCAUCACUUACCUUACAUUCGAAGCUCUAAUGGAAAUGAUGGGUCUUCCUACCCUUGGCUCCAAAUAG